AUGCACAGCACAACAGGGACCCUGAUCCUCGCCACCUUGGCCUGCGGUGCUUUCGCUGCGGUCAGUUGUCCGGUAAGCAACGGGCUGACGAUCGUCUCCAAUGGCAAGUCUUUCGUCAUCGAAUGCAACACCGACCAUGCCGACGGUGACCUGACCUCCAUGACAGUGGAAGUUAACAAUCUCCAGCAAUGUAUCGAUAACUGCGCCCUGAAUUCGGCUUGCGUCGAUGUUAGCCUCUCUGGCACGUCAUGUUAUCUCAAGUCCAGUCUGGGGGCGGCGGUCAGUAACGGCGUUUGGGGAGCCCGCCUACUACCAUCGACCACUACAACGACGACUACCUCGACAUCUUCUGCUUCUGCCUCUGCCUCCGGACAGCCCUGCUUGGCGCUGCCGAGCGCUUAUACCGACGUCAAUGGUGGCACCUAUAAAGUGUCUUGCUCCUACGACUACUACGGCAAUGACUUGAAAGCCGUCUCUGCCAAUCGCUUCAGUAAUUGCUUUGCUGCCUGUUUUCAAACUACAGGCUGCGUCGCCUUUUCAUAUGUCGGCGGCAGUGGUGCCGGUACCUGCUACCUCAAGAGUUCCAUUGGCAACGGAGGUGGAUCGAACAGCGGAGUUGAUGCUGCGGUGCUGGCUACGCUGGCGUCUUCUUCGUCGUCCUCUUCUGUGAGCAGAACUUCCAGCACGACUUCGACGUCGAUAACGAUCAGCACGUCGUCAAGCAUCACAUCGUCAAGCACAACUUCAUCCAGCACAACAGCGUCAAGCGCGUCUCCCUCGAGUACCGUGUACGUGCGCAACGCUGGCAAGCGAGGUCUCGUCUACACCAACGGUACCUUGACCCUACCCUACUCCCAGGCCGGCCAGAAUUCUCAAGUGAGCUGGGCAUACAACUACUACUACCUUCCCGCAACCAACGGCCCAAACGGCACCGCAUCGGGUCCGGGGGGCAUGUCAGCCAACAAAGACUUCAACCCAGCGCUUACAUUCAUCCCCAUGUUGUUCCGCGGCGACGACACUUAUACCGGUUCUCUCUGGCUGAACGGAGGCGCGCAGGCAGCAAUCAACAACGGUGCAGACUCACUCAUGUCGUUCAACGAGCCGGACCUCUGCGACGCUGGCUCCGCCUGUAUGACCAUCCCGCAGUCCGUCGCCGGCUUCCAGAAGUACUUCCAACCCUUCGCCGGCAAAGCCAAGCUCGGCGCUCCUGCCGUGUCGAGCAGUAUAAAAGCCGCGCAGGGCUUGCAAUACCUCGACUGGUUCAUCGGUAAUUGCACAGGCUGCCAGAUCGACUUCAUCAACCUGCACUGGUACAGCAGCGUCUAUAACUUCAACUACUUCCAGUCGUACAUGCAGACGGCGUAUGCCAUGUUCGGCAAGCCCAUCUGGGUCACCGAGUACGGCAGCGACGGAAGCUAUGACCCCGAAGCCCAGAUCGAAUUCUUCAUGCAGGAGACGGAGCAGUGGAUGGACGCCGUGCCCUACAUCCAGCGCUACGCCUAUUUCAUCGACGCACCGGGCUCCCUGAUCAACCCGGAUGGAAAUGGGUUGAGCGCACAGGGUGCCAUUUUCAACAACUUCACGGAGCCGUGCGCGGACUGGAACCAGAAAAAUGGUGCGUACAACACCAGUGGGUGCAAUACUUGA
Anthostomella pinea is the source of this 1647-nucleotide messenger RNA. The record is from the annotation of a GenBank genome assembly. NCBI's taxonomy places the organism in Eukaryota, Fungi, Ascomycota, Sordariomycetes, Xylariales, Xylariaceae.